Molecule: messenger RNA, 3515 nt
Organism: Anastrepha obliqua
Lineage: Eukaryota; Metazoa; Arthropoda; Insecta; Diptera; Tephritidae
Product: zinc finger protein 62 homolog
Exons: 12
Coding region: 51-3422 (1123 amino acids)
Biological process (GO): regulation of DNA-templated transcription
Cellular component (GO): nucleus
Molecular function (GO): RNA polymerase II cis-regulatory region sequence-specific DNA binding; DNA-binding transcription factor activity, RNA polymerase II-specific; zinc ion binding
Source: RefSeq, a predicted model, not a curated record
AUAUCUAAUUGGAAUACAUAUUUUGGAUAUUUUUUAAUUGGGUUAAUAAAAUGAUUUGCCGCUUAUGUUUAGUUGAACUAACUAAUGGCAUGAAAAUAUUCUCCGAUAAUGGUGAGACUGAAGUCGCUAAAGUGAUUAUCAAAUAUUUUAACAUUGUGGUUCAUACCGACGAUGCAAUUUCUAAUGAAAUUUGUGACGAGUGUUGGAAACAUAUUGAGGAUUUUCAUCAUUUUUGGCAAGAUAUAGAUGAAAAGCAGAAAAAUCUGCAAAAUCAUUUAGAAUGUUCAGAAACAAAGCAAUACAUAGAAGAUAUUGAGACAGAAGAAUUCCCCUCCGUGCACAUAGAUUCUUCUGUUGACUACAAAGAUGUCGGGUUGCGUGAGCCACAAAUUGAUUUGGUUGUUGCACAACCAGAUAUUUGUGAAGAUGAGGUCGAAUUUGAUGCAGCUGAUAUGGAUAAUGAUGAUGAAAUAUCAACAGACGACCAUGAUUCGGCAUCAUCACCACUACCACAAACAAAUGACAAAACUAAAUUAAAAAGGAAAGUAUUGGUUGUGAAACCAAAACAGAAACGAAAAUAUAGGAAAAGAUCUUUAAAAUGUAGAUCUGAGGAUGAGAUUGCUAAAGAGGUGUCACACGAAGAGGAAGCUGCGAGUAGACGUAUGGCUAAAUUGGCUCUGAUUGCUGAGAUGGAUGAUUACAUCGCGGAAAAUUCCGAAUUAGUUUGUUGCUUGUGCAAACAACCGCUUACAGACUUCUUAGACCUGAGGAAGCAUUUUCGUGAAAAGCAUAAAUGUGAGGGAUAUAUGACUUGUUGCAACAGUCGAUUUUUAAAACGUUCUCUUUGGGUAGACCAUUUAAAAAUGCAUAGGGAUCCAAACUUUUUAAAAUGCCAUAUUUGCAAUAAGAAGCUGGCAAGCCGGAAUACUUACCAAAACCACAUGGACUCUAAACAUCCCGAUUCGAAAGAUUUGCAAUUUUUUUGCAAAUUGUGUCCUCGAAAAUUUGUUAAGCAAUAUCUUUUGGAUUAUCAUAUGAAGUCCAAGCACACGACAACGCGAGAUUUCAUUUGCAAAACCUGCAACAAAGGGUUUGUCAGUGCUGGAGUUUUGAAGAAGCAUGAAAGGAACAUUCACUUGAAUGAAUAUGAAUCUGUAUGUGAAAUAUGUGGAAAAUGUUUUAAGGCUGCACACAAUCUUUUGCGUCACGUAGAUGCCAUACACAGUGCUGAACCACGCACUCGAGCACAAUGUCAUAUAUGUCACAAAUGGCUAAAAAAUGCAUAUACUCUUAAAAAACACGUGACCGCACACAGUGAAGAGCCAUCAGGAAAAGAGUACCCGUGCUCUAAGUGUGGGGCUGUAAAAUAUUCCCGUCAUUCUUUAGCGGCACAUAUACGUUACCACCAUUCCGACCGAAGUUUCAAAUGUCCUGUAUGUAGUAAAGAGUUCAAAUUGCCAAUUGCAUUAAGGGAACAUGAGGCUAGACACGCUGGAAUACAUCUUUACACGUGUUCGAUUUGUGCUAAGAAGUUUAGAUCGAUCCGUAACAUGCGUAAACAUAUGGCAAAUCAUUCUGACGAUGCAGUGCAUCAACAAUGUAAAGAGACUGCUGCUCAACAUUCUAAUGAACAGCUGUCCACAGAUACUAAUGAAUUAGCAAAGCGUGCUCAAUGUACUGAUAUGCCUUCAGGGCUUUUGAAUCUGUUGCCCUUUAACCAAUCACAAACUCAAUAUUCUGAUUCAAUAGAAAUGAUUUGUCGUCUAUGUUUGGAGGAAACAAACAGUAAUUUUGAAAUUUUUUCCGAACAUGGUGAGACGGAAAUUGCUAAAGUCAUUGCCAAAUACUUCCACAUCGAGGUGCAACCCGAUGAUACUAUUUCAAACAUAAUUUGUGGAGAAUGUUUUCGGAAUAUAUUCGAAUUCCAUAGAUUUUGGUUGAGUAUAGAUGAGAAACAGAAAACACUCCAAACACAUCUGGUAUGUACACAAAUAAAACAAGAUGUCGAUGAAAUUGAAACGCAAUGUUUCGCGACAUCACACACAAAUUCUUCUAUUGACUGUAAAAAUAAUGAGUUACGUGAGCCGGAAAUUGACAUGGGAGUUGUUCAACCUAAUAUUUGCGCAAAUGGAUUAGAAUUCGUGGCUGCUGAAAUGAAGGAUGACGAAAUAUCGAUGGACCGAGAUUCAAUAAUGACUCCAUUAAAUCCAGCUAUCGAUGAAUCUUCAUCAGAUGAUAGAAGUGAAUUAAAAGCUUCUAAAAAACGGAAAUACACUAAAAGAACUGUUAAAAAACCAAAAAAAAUAAAUCAGAGAAGUUUAAAAAAAACUUCCCGUUCAACAAGAAAAAUAAAGGAGAAAAAAGAACGCAAUGACAAUGAAACCGAUUCGAAACUAAAAGAAAAACUAGAGAAAAAACAAGAUACAAAAUCUUUAAUUCGAGAAAUGGAUGAAUUUAUAGCAGAAAACACUCAACUAAGUUGUUGCUUAUGUUCGGUACCUCUUAAAGACUUCUAUGAUUUGAAGAAACAUUUUCGAGAGGAACACCAUUGUGUGGGCUAUAUACCUUGCUGCAAUAACCGCUAUUUAAAAAGAACAUUGUAUGUUGAUCAUCUGAAAUUGCACAAAGAUCCAGACUUCUUCAAAUGUACUCUUUGUAAUAAGCAAUUAGCGAGCAGAAAUAACUAUCAAAACCAUAUGGAUACCAAGCACCCAGAUGCAGAAAGUUUGCUUUAUCCCUGUAAAUUGUGUCCCCGAAAGUUUGCUAAACAAUACAUUUUGGACUAUCACAUCAAGUCUAGACAUACGACAACGCGUAAUUAUAUCUGCAAACUUUGUAACAAGGGAUUCAUAAAUUCUGCUGUUUUGAAGCAACACGAGAAGGCUGUUCAUUUAAAUGAAUAUGACUCUGUAUGUGAAGUUUGCGGGAAGUGCCUUAAAACUUCACAGAACCUUCUAUCCCAUAUGGAGGCCAUGCAUAAUACAGAACCGCGUCCUGAAGAACAAUGCAAGAUUUGUCUCAAAUGGUUAAAAAAUGCACGUUGUCUAAGGAAGCACAUGAUUGCACAUCGUGACCAAGCAUCUGGGCAAGAAUUCAAGUGUCCACAAUGUGGCAUGGAAAAGAAUACUCGGCAUGCUCUUUCGGCGCAUAUUCGCUAUCAUCAUUCAGGCAAAGUAUUUACAUGCACAAUGUGCAACAAAGAAUUUAAAAAUCCACGUGCUCUAAGGGAGCAUGAGACUACUCAUACUGGCACCCAUUUGUACACCUGCUCAUUUUGUCCCAAAACAUUUAGGUCGCAUGGCAACAUGCACAAGCAUAAGGUCAAUAAUCAUUCGCAUGAGUGGGUACGCAGUGGAUCGCAACCAAACGAGAUUACAAAAAGUCUUUUAAAUAUUUUAAAACCUAAUGAAGAGCAGAGUUAAAAUCCAAACCACUAGUUCGCUUUCUAUUGUAUUAAUACAUUAUAUUUAUUUAAUUUACACUUAACUUGAAAUAAAAUUAAAAUUGGAAACUUA